AUGUCGUCGCCGCCCGCCGCGCCUGCGCCGGCUUCUCCGCCGACCAAUCGCACGGCGCCUCCGCCGGCGGCAUCGGCGCCACCUCCUGCCAAUUCCUCAACCCCGUCGCCGCCAGCGGCCUCCGCGCCGCCCCCUUCUCCCCUGCCACCGCCGGCGACGCCCACGCCCUCCGCGCCGGCGCCGUCUUCCGGCAACACUCCCACGACCCCAUCCACCCCUCCUCCCGCGACGCCAUCUCCCCCGUCGACCACGCCGUCUCCGCCCUCCGACAGGUCCCCGCCGUCGCCCCCGGCGGCCUCGCCGCCGCCCUCGUCGAGCUCGGGGCUCACGACGCCCGUCGUGGUGGGGAUCGCGGUGGGCGGCCUCAUCGCGCUGCUGCUCGCCAGCCUGCUCUGCUUCUGCCUGCUCAAGAAGAAGAAGAGGCGGCACCACCCGCACCACCCGCCGCCCCCGCCGCCGCCCCACCACCUGCACUACUACGGCCACCAGCCGCCGCCGCCACCACCGCCGCACUUGAAAGGGGAUCAAUACGGUGGGGCGUACCAGAAUUGGCAGCAUAAUGCCCCUCCACCACCACCACCUGACCAUGUGGUGAAGAUGCAUUCGCAUCCUCCGCCCAAACCGGCUCCUCCUCCUGUCAAUGUAAACAGCAGCGGUUCUGGUUCAAAUUACUCAGGUGGCGGUGAGAACCGAAACCCGCAUUCGCCACUCGGAAACGCCCUCAGCUUCUCAAGGUCCACUUUUACCUAUGAAGACUUGGCCGUGGCGACCGACCAGUUCUCUGACGCUAAUCUUCUCGGACAAGGUGGUUUCGGAUUUGUUCACAAAGGGGUACUUCCGGAUGGCACGGAAGUUGCUGUGAAGCAGUUAAGAGAUGGGAGUGGCCAGGGAGAGCGUGAGUUCCAGGCAGAGGUUGAGAUUAUCAGCCGAGUGCAUCAUAAACAUCUCGUGACACUGGUUGGUUAUUGCAUUUCUGAAGAAAAGAGAUUGCUUGUCUAUGAGUUUGUUCCCAACAACACAUUAGAAUUCCACUUACAUGGUAGGCGUGGACCAACCAUGGAUUGGCCUGCAAGACUACGUAUUGCUUUGGGUUCUGCGAAGGGAUUGGCAUAUCUUCAUGAAGACUGCCAUCCUAAGAUCAUUCAUCGCGACAUAAAGGCAGCAAAUAUUCUUAUGGAUCACAGAUUUGAAGCUAAGGUGGCAGAUUUUGGACUUGCAAAGUUAACUCCUGAUAAUGACACCCAUGUUUCCACCAGAGUAAUGGGCACCUUUGGGUACCUUGCACCAGAGUAUGCUUCUUCUGGCAAGCUCACUGAGAAAUCAGAUGUCUUCUCUUUCGGAGUAAUGCUUCUUGAGCUAAUAACUGGGCGCCGUCCUGUAAGUUCAAAACAAGCGCAUAUGGAUGACAGCUUGGUUGACUGGGCAAGGCCUUUAAUGACGCAAGCACUCCAAGACGGUAAUCACGAUGCUUUAGUUGAUCCCCAGCUGGGGACGGAGUUCAAUGAUAACGAGAUGGCAAGGAUGAUAGCCUGUGCAGCUGCAUGUGUACGCCAUUCUGGUCGGCGACGUCCACGAAUGAGCCAGGUUGUUCGGGCCUUGGAAGGCGAUGUAUCACUUGAUGAUCUGAACGAAGGCGUUCGUCCUGGCCACAGUCGGUUUAUGGGAUCACACGCAAGCUCCGAGUACGACACCAACCAGUACAACGAGGACCUGAAGAAGUUCAGGAAGAUGGCACUUGGUACCAGCAGCUUCCAGAGCAGCCAACAAACACCGUCCAGCAGCGAGCACGGCCACCAGGACCCGUCCACCGCAGGCAGCGAUAGCCAUCAUCACACGCAGGAGAUGGAGAUGGGGACUAAAAAGAGAGACGGCGGCAAACCUGAAGCUUCACCUAAUGGCCUGGAGAGGAACAAGGAGGAACGCCGACCGCCACGCCUCGGCAAGCACGGAGGAGCAGGGGGAGGGCUGCGCCUGGCCCGGCCGUGGCGCCGCCGCCCCUGGCCACGAGCACGGAGGAGAGGAGGGCUGCCCCUGGCCCGGCCGUGGCCGCCGCCGCCCCUGGCCGCGAGCGAGCGGUUCCACCUCGCCGCGCUCGGCAACCUCCGCGCCGCCGCGCCCGACGACCUCCGCGCCGCCACGAGGCCGGCGUCGCCGCGCCCGAUGACCUCCGCGCCAACGCGCCUCGCUCCGCCCAGCAACCUCCGGUCGUCACGCCUGGCUCCGGCGGCCUCCGCGCCUUGCUCCGCCCGGCUGCACGAGGUGUGGAACCGUUCCAUUCCAUUCUAG
Messenger RNA from Lolium rigidum, 2286 nucleotides. Its product is annotated as proline-rich receptor-like protein kinase PERK1. Bases 1 to 2286 code for a protein of 761 amino acids. The record is from RefSeq and is a predicted model, not a curated record. Gene Ontology annotation, molecular function: protein kinase activity; ATP binding. Lineage: Eukaryota; Viridiplantae; Streptophyta; Magnoliopsida; Poales; Poaceae. Gene Ontology annotation, biological process: protein phosphorylation. The transcript has 10 exons.